Pangasianodon hypophthalmus (striped catfish) is the source of this 4391-nucleotide messenger RNA. It is a transcript of the gene fam49al, whose product is annotated as family with sequence similarity 49 member A, like. The record is from RefSeq and is a predicted model, not a curated record. Gene Ontology annotation, molecular function: small GTPase binding. The transcript has 11 exons. Gene Ontology annotation, biological process: regulation of actin filament polymerization. The coding region runs from base 1491 to 2465 and encodes 324 amino acids. Lineage: Eukaryota; Metazoa; Chordata; Actinopteri; Siluriformes; Pangasiidae.
ACUGGCCAGCUGUGGCCUGUGCAUCCUUGUGCAACUAACCCAUAUGGCACAAAGAAUGAUGGAACAAGGGUGCUGGACAGACAGAUAAUAAAACAUAAAACCACAGAAUGCAUAUGUCACUUGCAUUAUCUACACAUGUUGUUUCACAAAGUGGCUGCAGAAAGGCCAUAGCCACAAAGUAAAUCAAAAUGAACUUGCUUUAGAGCCAAAGUAGUGCAUUUAAACAACAAAAAAACAUACAUACCUAUGUAGAAGCAAAUGUCUUACACUAAAUUCUACAAAUAAAUACUUAAAAUUAAAAAAGUUAUCUGCCCAUAGAACAUGACUAUUUCAAACUUGAAAUUGAAAUUGCUUGAAAUUGAAAUUUAAUAAUCAUACAUUUGGAAUAUUGUAAUCUUAUAAUAAGAAAUAUUAGAUACAUUUGACUGUAUGCAAAAUAUAUGCACUUGCUAUGAUGCAAUCCUUUUGCGGCCAUGGACAGAAUAUUUAUAGAUAAUGUAUAUACUGCACUAAUGUGUAAACCAGAGCAUGGCUCGAUUAAAGUUCAGGAAACUGGGCAAGAGCAGGCCUUUGGUCUGGUUUUAGCAUUAAACACUGAUGAGGCAGAAGGCAUUUUCAUUCUCACAGUAGUUAGACAAGGCUGUGACUUCUCGUCUAACUUCCUCUUUACUAGCAAGGAACUUUCUCUCCGCACCUCACCAUUAAAUAUAUUUAAAUCCAGCUAUGAGGUGCCUAUUAUUUAUAUUUAUUCAUUUAGCAAACGCUUAUAUGUAAGUGCUUCUUGUCACAAACCUUAACCACAGAGCUAUCAGCUAUCACUGGCUGCCACUGCACACCAUACAUAGUUGGCAUUAAUGAUUUAUCCUUUCCUAAUAUUGUAUACGCACCAAGCAUAAAAAAGUCUAAAGAGACAUCUAACAAAAAAAAAGGAACAAAAUGUAGCAUUGGGAGCUUUCAGAGGUUUUUUUUUCUUUGCGGAAGCUAAAUCGGCAUCGUUAGACAGAAUUCUGUUUAGCAGACUUUUUUGUCCACAGGAAGCUGCUGUUUAAGCGUUCACAUAGUUACUAAACCCCAGGCCUAGUUUAGGGCAUCCUCUGUAGCCCACACUCUUUUUUCACACAAGACCAAAAAGUAACACAUCUAUCAGUCAGACACACACGCACACCCACAUACAUAUACACACACACACACACACACACACAACCACACACACCAUGUGCCUUCAAAUAGCAGUCACAAAAAGAGAAGUGUGAAAAGAACAGUGUCAUGCUGAGUGCAGAGCGGCUUCUGCACAAGUGCACAGCUCUUAUAAGGCUACACAACACAUAGGCUGACUGUUGGUAAGCACAUGGUUCUGCUGAUCUGAGAAACACCUCAGUGUCCAGCGGAGGAAGAGAGUGAGGAGGAAGAGGCACAGCAUUGUUACAAGAGAAAACUAGAACAAAACAAAGAAAGGUGGGAGAAGGCAAGCGUAUGUUGGCUGGGGGCUCAUGGGGAAUCUCCUGAAAGUGCUGACUUGCGCCGAACUUGAGCAUGGCCCAAUAGUUUUCCUUGACUUUGAACAUGCCCAACCCACAGAGGCGGAGACGGCCGUUUGGAAUCAAGUCAGCGCCGUUCUGGAGGAGGCUCAUGGUAUCCUAGCAGAGUUACAGUCCUACAGCGGAGCAGGGCAAGAGAUAAGAGAGGCUAUUCAGAACCCCAAUGACCUCCAGCUUCAGGAGAAAGCCUGGAACGCUGUGUGCCCCCUGGUGGCCAAGCUGAAGCGAUUCUAUGAAUUUUCACUCAGGUUAGAAAAUGCCCUACGCAGCCUGUUGGAAGCACUGACGAGCCCACCGUACGCUCCCAUGCAGCACCUGGAGAGAGAACAAGCUCUGGCUAAACAGUUUGCAGAGAUCCUGCACUUCACUCUUAGCUUUGACGAGCUAAAGAUGACAAAUCCAGCCAUUCAGAAUGACUUUAGUUACUACAGGAGGACCAUAAGCAGGAAUCGACUGAACAAUCAGCAGUUAGAGGCAGAGAAUGAAGUCAAUAACGAAAUGGCCAAUCGGAUGUCUCUGUUUUAUGCAGAAGCGACACCUAUGCUGAAAACCUUAAGCAAUGCCACAACUAAGUUUGUGUCAGAGAACAAAACUUUGCCUAUUGAAGACACCACAGAUUGCCUGAGCACUAUGGCCUGUGUGUGCCGGGUCAUGCUGGAGACUCCGGAAUACCGGUGCCGUUUCACCAACACAGACACUAUGCUGUUCUGCAUGCGUGUUAUGGUGGGUGUCAUUAUCCUCUACGACCACGUUCACCCCGUGGGUGCCUUCGCUAAAACCUCCAAGAUUGACAUGAAGGGCUGCAUCAAGGUGUUGAAAGAGCAGCCUUCAAACAGCGUGGAGGGACUGCUGAAUGCACUGAGGUACACAACAAGACAUCUAAACGAUGACAGCACCUCUAAACAAAUCCGUGCUCUGCUUCAAUGAGGGGAGAUGCCUGGAGAGAGAGGGUGGAAAUGGAGCGAGUAUGAGAAAGGGAGAGAGAAACAGAUGAAGAAGGAAGUUGCUGACAGAGAAAAAAGUAUGAAAGCUAGAAGUUUUUGGGUGACACACCCACAGAAACCUGUUUGUUUACAUGAAUGAAAUGCAAAAUGUCAAUUUCAAAAACCUAAAUAGGGAAAAAUGGAAAAAAAGUAUAUAUAAUAUAUUGUCAGUUGUUCAUCAUGUCUUUGAUUUUGUAAAAACAUGAAAAGAGAUUAUAGAAAUAUAUAUAUGUAGGUAUAUUAAAAUUAAAAAAAAAAAAAAAAAACAGCUGAAACAGAACCAUGGCUUACCAGAUGAGAACAUUUAAGAAAAAAAAAUCCAUAUAUUAAAGCCCUACGAUCAGAAACAAAAACAACAAAUAAGGUCCAUAUAACUAUGUACUUCUGCAGAUUAUUUUUGCACAUAGAUAAUCCCCUUAAUAAUUAUAAAGAUUUUGAAAAUGGCUUCACAUUGUAUAGUGUAUAGUGUGUAUAGUGCCACUCAGUCUCCAUGCAUUUAAAUUUUAUCUUUAUCUACACCGUGCUUCUUCCAAUUCAUUCUACAGGAGUAUUUAAAUACUGCACUCCCUUUCCAAGUUUCAGUUACAGAAUCAAUUUGUGAAUCAUCCAUGCUAUUUCUGCAGAACUCAGUACCUAUAAAACAAGACACUUGCAUUGCUGUAAAUACUUGAAAAGCACAGGUUAAGGAUUUUUGUUUGACUUAUUCACUAGUGCUGUACAGCAAUACUGAACUAAAAUUACAACUGCAAAAGCAGUUUAGAAUAAGCUGUGUUGUGCCAAUAUAGAAUGAACAGUGAUCAGUUCAUGAACAGAGUAAAGGCCUUAGUGAGGUGUACAUGUAAGGCACUGAAUUAGGAAUUGUUCUGCUUCGGGAAACUUUGUGAGAAGGAAUUGUAAGAAAGCCAUGAAACUCUAUUUCAGAAGCCACUCACAUUUCACGCAGCACUGUAGAUACUAUCUCUGCAACCAUCUCAUCUGAGGACGUGUAGUUUAUCAGGAGUCUACUACAUAUUGAGUGAACUACAGGUCCCAAUUAAUCAGCCGCUUAACACCAACCUCUUAGUAGUACACCACUAAAACACACACUUAUGGUGUGUUAAAUCUACUGAUCAGAAAUACCAGAAAAUCUGACCAUGACAUUGCCUAUUACUGUACUCAAGUUCAAGUUCUGGGCACAUUUAUUCUUGUAGAAAACUGGAAAUCAAUCACUUAUUACUUAUACUCACUUGCACACACACACAAAUACACAGACACACAUGCACACACACAAAGGGCGUACAGCUGAAAAAAUUUAGAAAGUUUUGGUGUAAAUAAGUGAAUAAGCGGAGGAUUUUCCACCAGCCAUCUAAAAGGCCAUGGAACUGAUGCGCUUAAAUUCAACUAGAGAAUGUUUCUUUUAGUAAGAUGCAAUUAAAAAAAAGAUCAUGUCAUAAACAAGUGAAUAUUUAAAAAAUAAAUUAUUUAAUAAAAUUAAGAUGCAACAAAUGCAGUGUUGUAUUUCGAUGUCUAUAGCCCUUAGUUUAACUUAAUUUGAUCUGACAGAAUAUUUUUUAUACAGGGGUAUGUUCACAAACAUAUUCUGUAUAAAUAAAUAGAUGGCAUGCUGUACAACUUCAGAUGAAAUUGUGUAAAUACGGUGUUUUUAUUCAUUUUCAAAUGUUCAGUGACUGAAUUGGGUGUGUGUUGUGUCUAAGAAACCUUGCAUUUGGCUUGGACUAUUGGACUUGCUGUAGUCAUAGGUUCCAGCUCUUCAACUUCAUACUGGCGGAGAAAGUAAUGGGCAAGUUCGAUGGGGGAGGGAGGGGACUGUCCAUUUGCUUGUUAUUUUGUACAUUUUGUGCAACAAUAAACUUGUCAUUUAUUAAGUUCA